Molecule: messenger RNA, 1933 nt
Organism: Neodiprion fabricii
Lineage: Eukaryota; Metazoa; Arthropoda; Insecta; Hymenoptera; Diprionidae
Exons: 13
Coding region: 143-1873 (576 amino acids)
Biological process (GO): negative regulation of DNA-templated transcription
Molecular function (GO): DNA binding
Source: RefSeq, a predicted model, not a curated record
CGGUAGUUCACACGAGCUUCACGACCACGUGUAUAUUUUGAACUGACGGGUGAAUAUAAUAACACGAGACAAUUUCUAAGUUAUUACACCGGCAUACAGUGUUUGUUCAAUAUCAACACGUAGCGCGGAGCUACUGGGGAUAAUGUUCGCGUUGGUGAAGUUCAAAGUGCAAUGUUCACGUCACGAUAUGAAAAACAUUGUUCCCGUGACAAAAAUUAAUCACUUUGAUGCCGAUAACAUCGAUCAUCGAAAGUAUUAUAAUAUCAAGUGUGGACCUGCAGGCUCAUACUGCCAGGCUAUCAUACUCUGUGUUGACGACACUAUUGAAAAAUUACGAGCGAAAAGUGGAGAGAAAAGGCAAGUUGCACCUCCUUCGAAUUUGAUUUUGUCAGCUUCGGAAAUAUCUUCAGAAGACUCCGACGCAUUAGCUAAACGUGCGAAAAAGGCACCAUCGCGUCAUGAAUCUCAGAAGAUAAAACUAAAGUUGAAUGAAAAAUUAGAAGCACUUCGACAAAAACACGUUGCAGAAGAUACGAUGACACCUGUAGGAAAUGAAGUGAACACUAUUGAAGAUGAUCAGGAGAAUAUCGAACCUGGUGAAGUCCACAAUGAUAAAAAGAAUAUGAAAAAAAGUGGCCCGAUUAAACGAAAAGCUACGGAUGCAGACGGCUGCGGUUCAGGGAAAAAAUCUACAAGAUCUCACGAAUCCUUCGGUGAACCAGUGGCUGAGAAAAUGACCAAACCACAGAAGCCCAAUUCAUCGGCUGAUAAAGUGAGAGAGGCUCAAAGCUCUAUUCUGACGGAGCCUAAUGCGAUGACACCAGACGAUGUAGAACUUAGCAAAAACAAGCAGUCGCCGGAUAGUGGUCUUGAUGUAGGUAAAAAAUCCGCUCAGUCUCCCAAAGCCUUAGAUAAACCAAUGGUCGAAAAAAUAGUUAAACCUGCAAAGAAGCCCGAUUCGUCUGCUGUUAAAAAGAAGGGAAAUCGAAGCAGUAGUAUGACGGCGAAGGACAGUAAUACAUCAGCGGCACGAAAGACGACCGAUAAUACCCUGGACAGCAAAAACAUGAAUUCGGGAUGUGAUGACCUUAGUCAUGCAGACCUCUUGCAACAGAUUAAAAAUCUAAAGGCGAAAUGUUCCAAAGAUGAAACUACGAUUGCCAGUCAAAAUUUAAUGAUGAAGGAACUUACAACACUGAACAUGGAACUGCAGCGCGAUGUCAUCCAGUAUUUCAAAGAAUUCAAAGUUAUGUCGGAACAAUAUGACGGAGUCAUACGUAACUUGGAAGGUUGUAAUGCACCACCACCUGGACAUAUUUCAAACGACAAGAUUCAUUUGGGACAUAACGUAUGGAUCCCCUAUAGUACGUACAAUGGUGCCGUCAACAGGGCAAAGUCGAAUCAGAUGUUCGUGAAGGAAAUCGCCGUAGCAGUAUUUGGAUACGACGUUCUGAAAAAUAGCAGUAUCACUGGUACACAAUCAAAUAAAUUCAAAGACAAACCGGCAAAAGCAAAAUUGGAUGAAACAAAGAUGCUCGCUAUAAGUGAUAUCUACCGUCACCGCUUACUGGCCAUACAGAAGGCUUCUGAAUUCAAUACGCAAAUGGAAUUAUCAAAAGUAAACCUUUACGUCACUAGGAAGAUAUCCGACCUAAACAAACUGAAAAAGACUGAUAAGCCAUCGACAUCAUCGAUGACAUCAAGUGUACCCGAAGAGGAUGAUCAGAAAUCAGACGCGGGGGAUGAUAUAGGCACCAACUCCAACAUUACUGACGAUGUCGGAAACUCCCCUAUUAGGAUACUUGAAGAUCAUGACAAUAAAGAAGAAAAUACAGAUGCGGAACACACGCCGAAUGAGGAACUCAGCGAGUAAGAGCGAGAGUCAGUCACGUAGAGACAGUCACGGGAUGAUUUUGUCAUAUUUGUAUUCUCG